This is a messenger RNA of Pseudomyrmex gracilis, 2344 nucleotides long. Its product is annotated as proteoglycan 4. The coding region runs from base 216 to 2195 and encodes 659 amino acids. NCBI's taxonomy places the organism in Eukaryota, Metazoa, Arthropoda, Insecta, Hymenoptera, Formicidae. The record is from RefSeq and is a predicted model, not a curated record. The transcript is spliced from 11 exons.
UGUAUGUAACCAGUCCUGAACGAACGGUCAAUCCGGUGUCUCGCAAACCGCUCGCUCGAUCUGGAUUGAUCGGUUGGACGUACUCGUAAGCACUCAGUCGUCGGGAAGAGACCAAGUUGAUUAAAAAAAAAAAAGUGAUUUAACCGGUGUGCAAAUUUUGGAUUACCCUUUCUCGCGAGAUAUCGUGAGGGCAGGGCUCUAAGAGGAACAACACAAUGUCAGCAGCUGUGAGGGAGAGAACGACGACUCACACCAGCAGGAAGAUCGUGAGUCAUGGCGGUCCUAUAUCUGGCCAGAGAGACGGAGCAGCCACGGCCAGCAGCCUCGAAAACAACUUGGACGCACUUCUCGAGGACUUGCAGACGAGUGUCUCGAGAAGUGCCACUCCUAGCCGAGAAAAAGCACUCUUGCCCCAAGUUGAAUAUCGAAUGGCUGCCAACCCCACCAGAGUGAUUUCCGAAGGAAGACCCAUGUCUCCGACUCGUACGAAAGUGACCACCACUGAAAAAUUCGUCAGCAGCGGUCCAACUGGAGCAUCAAGCGGUAUUCCGGGACUAGAAUUUCUCGAUGCAGAGCUUCAAAAUGUCCAACCCGGUCAGAGUAAAACGAUAGCGUACAAGCAAGUGUCGUAUCAAUAUAACAAAGAUCUCGACGGGAAAUCAGACUCGUGGACUGUAUCAGAUAACAAACAGCUUGGCGCGCCCUUGGUCGACGACAUUCAUGAAACCGCUUACGAAGAGACUAAAACCCCAGCGCCGUACUCGUACCAGAGCGCAGAACCGGUCAUCAAAAAGACAGUAGUUAACAGAGAACUGGUUUAUGGCGACAGCUCAACGUCUCGCUCGAAGCAAACCUCGCCUUUGCCAGGAACUCAAAGAGACGUCAAAUAUGUUCAUGAAUCUAGUUAUCAAACCGAACCACGAUCGAGCACGGUGACUACAGUGCGCACGAAUGUUCCGCAAGAAUAUAAAAGCGUCGAGUACGUGCCAGUUCCGUCGCCAACGCCAGCGAUACCGGUCAAUCUGGCACCCGGUCCAAAUACAAAAGUAACAACAACGAUCAAGACGUAUACCUACGAACUGCCGGGAGCUCCGGAGACGUAUCUGCCAGGUAGCAGUGCGCCAGGAACCGUCGUGUUGCCCGGCGAUCAAAGGAUCACGUACACCUUACCGAGAACCAGCGGCACUACCACCACAGACAGGACAAUCACGUAUCAGACUCUGGCAGAAAAUACACCGGGACAUCCACCAAGUCCACCAGUCAGAUACAGUAGCUCGCCGACCGAUGUCACCGAAAAGUCCACGACUUAUCAUAAAGAGUCGAAGUUCUACCGCGAGGAACAUCUUGGUGGCCAACCGACACAACCUUCUUAUGUCUAUCGCAAUGGUCCACCGCCGACAAAUCUGGAAACCAAAACCACCGUGACCGAGAAGUAUUAUCAAAUGGACGGUAAUUAUCCUGGUGGACCAGGCGAUCGUCCGGACUAUCCUGGAAGCACAAUCAUAUAUCAAAAUCAACCGCCUACCAUCGAGCACACUAGAACCAUUAAUCGAAUCGAGGAAUACAAACCUGGCAGACCGCCAUCCAGCGGACGUCAUUCAACGCCUGAUAAACCGGACACAAGAACGACUUAUUAUCCGCAACAGAGCACACCACCGCAGUCCAGCACGACAAUCUACAAAUUUUCGAACACUACGACAACCGUACCGCCGAACAAAAAUGCGGACGAUCACGAAGUCCUCUUGCCAAGACCAUUCCCGACUGGUGUUCAAGUGAGUCCUGCCAAACCAAUUAGUAAUGGCGAAGGUCCACCGGCAAAACUCGAGGAUCUUAUGGCUUCGUUUUCCGACUCCGAGCGAGAAGUAUUGGAGGAUAUAGAGAGACAAGAACGUCGAAGUAAAAAAGAAUCGGCAGCUACGAAAAAAGAAGUUGAUUUUGUCCCGCAUACACCACCGAAAGUUAAAAGCACGAAUAUUGCUGGCCCACCGGUCUAUUAUCCACCUGGUUCAGCAGAAUUUACUAAGAAAGAAGAAUCCAGUGCAGCUAUGUCUCAAUCUAGCGGAGGAUGGCAAAAGGCUAGCGGAAAGUACGAAUAUGAAGCUUCUAGCAAAAGCAAGACUAAAUCCAGCAAAGGAGGAGCUGUUGUUCCAGUUUGCCUGCCUUUGUGCUGCGCGUUGCCAUGUGUUAUUAUGUAAUUUAUUUUUAUUACACCUGUAAGAUAUUAAUCGAAUACGUGGAGCCACAUACUGACAUUAUAUAAUUUAAUCAAACAAGCCACAGCAUGCGAAAGGUUACGAGAUUAGAACAUUUAACGCAAAAAUAUAUAGUUUAUGUUAGAACACAA